Messenger RNA from Pseudomyrmex gracilis, 2719 nucleotides. RefSeq names its product sodium-coupled monocarboxylate transporter 1-like. Gene Ontology annotation, molecular function: symporter activity. Gene Ontology annotation, biological process: sodium ion transport; transmembrane transport. NCBI's taxonomy places the organism in Eukaryota, Metazoa, Arthropoda, Insecta, Hymenoptera, Formicidae. The coding region runs from base 344 to 2125 and encodes 593 amino acids. The transcript is spliced from 13 exons. Gene Ontology annotation, cellular component: membrane. The record is from RefSeq and is a predicted model, not a curated record.
CUUUCACCGCCACAGACGUUUCGUAGAGCGCGCAGAAGAAGAAGCGACGCAUCCGUAAUCUCGUCGCUGCAUCAUUCCCGCGAUCUCGAAAUCUCGGUUUUAUCGCGAGAUCAAAAGUGUCGCAACGACGCGCGUAAAUUUCGCGAACACAUUCGUGAUUUCAAUCACUUUGACAUCCGUGAUUUCCCGAUUUUCCGUUAACGCGAUUUUUCAAAAGAAGUUGCCAUCUAAAGUUCAAACACAUAUUUGAUUCUUCAACUUUACAGAGUGCAACGGUAUUCGUGAAAAAAUGUUUCUACAUCUAUAAAAAAUAUUUGUGUUUGAUAUAACAAUUUGAAGAGCAAUGGAUGCAGAAACGCGGCGAACCUUCGACUUGGUCGAUUCAAUCGUGUUUAUCGGAUUGCUGGGCAUUUCUGCCCUCGUGGGUGUCUAUCAGUGUUAUGCGUCGAGGAAGAAGACAGACGCGGUUGGAGAAUAUCUUGUGGGUGGUCAAAAAAUGUCUAUAUUUCCGAUCAGCAUGUCACUGAUAGCAAGCUACGUGUCGGGCAUAGCAAUGUUGGGAUUACCGGCCGAAAUGUACGUUUACGGUACGCAAUUAUGGUGCAUCGUGAUUGCGGACACUUUUGUAUCCGUAACAAUGGCAGUCAUAUAUCUACCGGUUUUCUACGGGCUCAGAAUUACAUCGUCUUACGAGUAUCUAGAAUUGAGGUUCAAUCGAGUGGUCAGACUUAUGGGAUCCUUUAUUUUUAUCAUCAAGAUGCUGCUUUACAUACCGCUGGUGAUAUAUGUGCCGGCGCUAGCCUUCAAUCAGGCGACUGGAAUGGAUCUCUAUACCAUCGCCUUACUAGUCUGCGCCGUGUGCAUCUUUUACACGACGUUGGGAGGCUUGAAGGCGGUUGUCUGGACGGAUACUAUCCAAACAGUGAUGAUGUUCGGUGCAGUAAUUGCUGUUGCUAUACUCGGAACUGCGAGAGUUGGCGGGAUAACGGAGGUGUGGAGACGAAACGUCGAUAGCGGAAGGAUCGAAUUCUUUAACAUGGAUCCAGAUCCUACGGUAAGACAUACUUUCUGGACCGUGGUGGUUGGUAAUUAUUUAAAUUGGUUGGCCACGUGUUCGGUGAACCAAGCAAUGGUACAAAGAUGCUUAGCAAUGCCAAACUUGAAGAAGUCAAACGUAGCGAUUAUGAUAAUGGCUGUGGGCAUAAUCAGUAUCGUAUCAUUGUGUUGCUAUACCGGAAUUGUUAUUUAUGCGGCCUUCUAUGACUGUGAUCCAGUUACAACAAAGCAAAUACGAAAGCCUGAUCAGCUUUUACCAUACUUUGUGAUGGAGUUAUCACACGCAAUACCGGGUUUGCCAGGACUAUUCGUAUCUGGCGUGUUCAGCGCAGCAUUGAGUACAAUGUCGACCGGAUUGAAUUCAAUGUCGGGCGUGAUCUAUGAAGAUAUGAUCAAACCAUGUCUCCGUAGGCCCAUCUCCAACAUCGGCGCAAGCCGUAUAAUGAAAGUUACUGUUGUAAUAAUAGGUAUCAUUUGUGUAGGCCUCGUCUUCAUGGUGGAGAAACUGAGUGGUUUGAUUCAGGCUGGUAAAAGCUUAUCGGGAAUAACCGCCGGACCUUUGCUGGGAAUAUUUACGCUAGGCAUGUUGUUUCCAAUGGCUAAUUCUAUGGGAGCACUUGCCGGCGCGUUGAUUAGUCUGAACUUGGUCGCUUGGAUCUCGUUUGGCACUCAGGCAGCGAUUUCCAACGGUUCGAUCUACUUCCCGGUGAAACCGGUAUCGGUAGAAGGUUGCUCCGAAUCGCUGAAGAACACUGCCGGAAACCUCACGACAAUCAUUGAGACCGCUGUCAAAGAGCAACCUUUUUUCUUAUACAGAAUGUCGUAUUUGUGGUACACGUGGGUGGGUUUUUUAACUACUAUUUUGAUAGGUCUGCUAGUUUCCUGGUUUACAGGCCCAUCUAAGUAUAGUCGCGCAGACAAGAGACUAUUUACACCUGUAAUACACGGUUUUUUGUGCUCAAGAGAUUCUCAGAAAGCGGUACGCACAUUUCACAUUUCUCAAACUUUGGAAAAAUCUUAUUAUGAAAAAUAUGCGAUCUUCAUUUUGUCGAUUGUUUUUUCAGAGUAAAGCUGAAGUUGCAAAAACAAAUAACUUGAACAAUACGAUGCAGACUUCCAAGUGCUAGCAGUAGUCUUUUUUUAUCACUUAUAGUUAGCGUAAAAAUAUGUACUCGUAUAUCUGAUUAAGAACAUUUAUAUUAUGACGUAAUAAUAUUUCUUAUUACGUAAUUUAUAUUAUGACUUAAUGGUUGAUCGUUACAGCGCAUUAUCAUCAAACGAUCACAAUAUAAGCUAAGAUUGUUAGACAUUUUUUUUAUUAUACGCGCGAACGCAAACUAUAAUCUAAGUCUGCGGCACACGAUGCCUUCAUGAUAGAUUGCACGCAAGCACCACAAUCCGACAAUUCUUUCAUUUCCAAAUCGCGACUGGUAGAUGUUCAUUCUGAUGCUCUCAAUACAAUCUAGCACGAAAAAAGGCUUCAUAUGUCGCUUUUUUAAUAUUUAUAUAUCACUAUACAAUCUAAAUAUAAUGACACAAAUCUAGGUUUAAUGAAAAAAUUUAUCGACACAGUUUAGUGAUAUAUAUUGCAUAUUAUCUAUUACUUAAAGUUAAUUAGACCGAUAAUAAUAUACAAAGUAAAUAAAUGGUAUUAGUCCAAUUA